CGCGAUCCGCCCGCCGAAGGUAGCGUGUGUGUAUGUGAGCGAGAGGAGCCGCGGUGGGCGGGGUCUUCCUCUUCUGCUGGCUCCAAGGUGGCUGUGAAGUACGAGGCGGGCUGGGCAGGCAGGAUGAUGGGGGGAAAGAGCAGCGCCAUCGCCGCGGGCCUCUGCGGGGCUCUCUUCAUCGGCUACUGCAUCUACUUCGACCGCAAGAGGAGGAGCGACCCCAACUUCAAGAACCGGCUGCGGGAACGACGGAAGAAGCAGAAACUCGCCAAAGAAAGAGCAGGACUUUCAAAGCUGCCUGAUCUAAAAGAUGCUGAAGCUGUUCAAAAGUUCUUCCUUGAAGAGAUACAGCUGGGCGAGGAACUACUAGCACAAGGAGAAUAUGAAAAGGGUGUUGAUCACUUGACGAAUGCCAUUGCUGUGUGUGGACAACCGCAGCAGUUACUACAAGUUCUGCAGCAGACGCUUCCACCACCAGUGUUCCAGAUGCUUCUCACUAAACUCCCCACAAUUAGCCAGAGAAUUGUAAGUGCACAGUGCUUGGCUGAAGAUGAUGUGGAAUGAGAAAUUUCAGCUGGAAAAACAAGUGUUUCCUUAGCCCAAAAUAUGAGCAUCACUGGGGGGGAAGAGCAGGGUAAAGGAGUAAGCAUAGAACUCAUGAACUGUAUACCACAUUUGAACCGACCAAAGUUAAUUUUAACUUUGAGUGGGUUGGUUUGGCUGGACUUUAUUUAUUAUCUAGUGCAAAGUGUAUUUUGAUAAAUUCAUUUUAUAAAUACACCAUGUUGAGUUAUAAAAAGUAUCAUUAAUGUCAUUUAUUACCGAUACAGUUGCAGCAUUGUACAUAUAAAAGAUGUAUUACUACAACAUAAAAAAACCCUGUGCUCAUUUUUGAAAAACCCAAAGCUAAGGCAUUAAAAGACGUACCUGCCCUC
Molecule: messenger RNA, 935 nt
Organism: Podarcis muralis (Common wall lizard)
Lineage: Eukaryota; Metazoa; Chordata; Lepidosauria; Squamata; Lacertidae
Source: RefSeq, a predicted model, not a curated record